Molecule: messenger RNA, 5179 nt
Organism: Varanus komodoensis (Komodo dragon)
Lineage: Eukaryota; Metazoa; Chordata; Lepidosauria; Squamata; Varanidae
Gene: LCA5
Product: lebercilin LCA5
Exons: 8
Coding region: 304-2352 (682 amino acids)
Biological process (GO): intraciliary transport
Cellular component (GO): axoneme
Source: RefSeq, a predicted model, not a curated record
UCUCUUCCCCGUUACCUUGGAGCCUGGUGUAAAUAUCCCGGAACGCGGCGGGGCGGCCCCCGUUAAGCCGAGCCCGGCAACCGUCCAGCUUGACGGCUCGUCUGUGCAGCUGAGGAGACAGAUAGAAACAUGCACUCUGAAUGACAAGCACUGAUUGUCAAAAUGAAACCCAGCAGCCCUUCUGAAAGCAAGCUAAUGAUGAAUUGGCAAGAAGCCAGCAGUUCCACCACUGACUGCAUGAGCUGUCCUCUGGUGAAAUGAAUAUUCCUUGAGAAAAGGUCUGGAACAUUCCCUUUAUUGAAAAUGGGGGAGAGAGGAAGGAGUCUGGAUUCUGGACACAACAAAAGAUCAGGCAGUGAUAAAAGCAGUGAUUCUUACUAUUCUGAUGAUGAUUCAUCUUGUGCCUCUGACCAUUCACCAACCAUUGGCACUCAGUCUACAAACACUGGUGAAAAAAUUAAUAAAGCUCAGAAUUUGAAAAGCAUUGCAUAUUAUCAAGCCACAAAGCAAAUUGCCUCUAAAUAUGCACCCAGCAAAAGAGGGCUCCGCUGGGGUUUUCGCUCCCAGAGUCUCAACAGGGAGUCUCCUGCCAAAGAUAUCAGUCUCGUUACAAAACGAGUGCUUUCUGUCAGGUUGCUGAAAAUUAAUGAGCUUCGUAAUGAACUAACUGAACUGCAUGUCAAACUUGAUGAGCUGCAGAAAGAAAAUAGGGCACUAAAGCGGCUUCAGUACAGACAUGAGAAAGCUCUGCAUAAGUUUGAGGACACUGAAAAUGAAAUCUCUCAACUCCUGGCGCGGCAUAAUGAUGAGAUGAGAAUACUGAGGGAGCGCUUAAGAAAAUCACAAGAAAGAGAACAAACAACAGAGAGGAAGCUGCGGAGUUCAGAGGAGGAGCUGUCUAAGGCCAAGGGUAGCUUACAAAAAUUGAGGAGACUUGCAGAGGACAAGCAUCUCCCUGAACGUGAUGAACUGGCUAAGAAGCUAGCUUUGGUAGAAAACAGGCUGGAUGACAGUGAGAAAAGAAUUAAGGACUUGGAGAAGAAUCUUGACCUUAGUAACAGUAGUUUUCAGAGGCAAUUGAAUGCUGAGAAAAAGAAAUUAUGUGAAGCCCAAGAAGAAAAUAAGGUUUUCCAAGAAGAAGUCCAACGACUAAAUCAAAAACUAAAGGAAAAAGAGAGAGAACUAGAUGCAAAAAAUAUAUAUGCCAAUCGAAUGUUGAAACCUUCACCCAAAAAAGAUACUGAUAUUAUAUCAAGAAAAAAAGUGAUUAAUAAGAAUGCUAAAAGAGAAUUACAGUUAACAAAAGCAGUACAGACUUCAGGAUUCAUUUCCCCAGUAGAAUUUCCUUUGCCACCAGACUUCAUUGCUGACAAAAUGCCAGAAGAAAGGGAAAAUAAUGUACAUCUCAGAAUGGAACAAGUAGUUAAAAUAGACUGGAAAGAUCAAGCAGAAAGCUUUCGGCAUGUACAGAGCAAAGAAAGAGACGAGAAAAUGAAAUGUGACCAAGAACUGCAGGCACUGGAAGAGAGAGCCAAGAAACUGAGAGAUGAAUGGGAAAAAGAAGAAUUGGAGAGAAAGAAGAAAGAAAAUAGUAUUUUCCUGGAAAAAGAAGAAAAAGUAAAGAUGGAAACAGAAAUAGACAGUUUAGAAUAUGGGACACAAAUUAGUGAAAGAGAAGAAGAAGAAAAACGAAAGAAACUUUUGCUUGCUAAGAUGUAUGAAAUUGACAAAGAAUCCCAGAUCAAUAUAAAUGUUGCUGCGCAAGAGCAUAAUGCAGAUAUAGUAACUAAACCAUUUUCUUUGGAAAAAAGUAAGAGACCAUACCAGUUCUCAGAGACAACUGAGAAAUUGUUCAAUGGUUUUCUGGAAUAUGAACAGCCCAGUAUGGUGACAAAGGGAGAAAUCCAGAAGCAUCAAAAUACAACAGACGACUAUUCGAGCAAUGAUUUGACAUUUGGUAGCUAUGUACCUUCAUUUGGGAAAGUGUUAGGGAGACCAGUCUGGCUUAAUCAAAAAAGCGAAUUCCUAGAUGAACCCACUAAGGGAAAUGUAGUUCUUGAUAUUAAGAGAGAAAGAAAGUCCAAUUUAAUGGAGCAGCUGUUUGGAAGCAGUGCUACUAUCACUCCACCAAAGGGAAAUGAUUUGGGUCCCUUUCAACAAGACAGUGGUACAGACAAAGUCUUUCAAGAUAAAGGCACUGUGGUCAAAGUAAAUGAUGAUAGCGAUCUUUUCUUUAGCGAAGGAAAGACUUUCAAUCCCAAAAGGCACCUCUUACAGCAUACGGCAAGUAGACCAGCUGUUAAAGCUCUUGAUUACUUAGAAGAUGAAAUUGAGGAAGUACUGUUGCAGUGAUUACAGCAUGUAACAUUCUAUAUAUGUAAAUAUUCUGUAUAUUUAAUAUGCUAUUUAUAGUUUUUAAACUUUUUCAGAUAUUGUUACAGACAGGAAGUGCACUGAAGUGCAUGCAGGAGAAUCAGAAUAUUUUAAGCAGAUGAAUUAUCAAAAAUGCAGCCCCCUGUUGAAUGUCCUAAAUAACAACCUCCGCUGACAAUUACGGGUGUAACAAGCUGAAUGGAUUUUGUAGCAUGGUUCCUCAUAGUCUGUCUGAAUGUAGUUAUUGUCCUCCAUGGCUUCAGUUUGUAAAAAUAAUGGUUUGCUCUUCUACUUAGAAGCUAGUGUUUUCUACAGAUUGUUCAAGUGAGAGUUUUAAAUGUUUCUAUUUUAGCGGCCCAAAGAAACUGUGAUGCAUCUGUCUGACAUCAUUAAUGUAACUUGCAUUUGGCCACAAAAAGAAAUGAGCAGUAUCUAGUCAAUAGUUUGGUUUUGAGCAAUGCAGUAUCUUUCUUCGAACACCAUUUGUAAAAUGGUCUCUGUAAGCCCUCAGGCAAGAUGAAAGUACCCGUUGCAACUCUGAGGACAAUUCAGACCUUCCUUUGUAGCAGCUAAAACAGGCACUUUGACUGUGGGAAUCCCCUUAAGUGUGCAGGGUUGCCUGUGCAAGCAAGGCAGUGAAUGCAGGGGCAAACCUUUUGUCUUCAAGUAUCAGCAUGUUGAUCUAGUCUUGCACAAUAUGCCUACAUGCUUUAUUGGGAAAAUCAAUACUGACGUUAUUUAAAUUUUAGUAUGUUUUUAAAGUUUUAAUAAGUUUAAAUAUUUAAAGUUUUAAUAAGUUUUUGGAACAUUUAUGAAAGAACUUUUUAAUGGCGAAGCGAAAAAGGUAUUCCCUAAGGUUAUAUACAUUAUUCUAGCUUUUGCUUAAAUUGUCAUGAGCACCAGUUCCAUUACAGUCCAAUGAGCCAGCCUACUAGAUAGUGAAUAGAUUGAGCAUUACAGUUGUGAGCAACAGUCCCCUUAGUAUAGUUAGUUCUUCAACACAAUCCUAGUAAUUGUGAUAGAUGCUCCUAAUGGAUUUUACCCAAUGCCUACUGCUUAAAGCUAUUAAUAAAACUUUGGAUAAACUUUACAGCAAUGCUGGCCACUAUCAAAUUAUAUUUUCGCAAACUCAAAAAUACUGCAUUUGUUUUUAAUAUUUAUUUUCCAACUGUUCCUUUAAAACUGAUUUAUUGUAAUAAAUUAUUCAUAACAUACCAUAUAAGGCUUCUGAAGGUCUGCAAUAUGAUAAAUAUAUGUACUUGAAGUGUAACAUCAGUUCAUACCAACAGAAAAUAGUUCAAUUGCUAUUCAGAGAUAUUUAAAAACAUAAGAAAAGAAAAGGGACUGGUAGUUUAGGUCUCUCUGAGCAACUAAAGCAGAACACCAAUUUCUCAACAUUGUUUUUAUUUUAGUUACACAUAAUUGAGAAUAUAGUCUAGGGAAUAUAAUUUACCUGGGUCAGAAGCACAUCAAGCACACACAUCUGUUGGGAAAAAUGGCACGUUUCUUGCAGACACCACGGCACGUCUUCACCCAAACGUUUCUACACUGAAAUGCUGUAGCUGUGCCUGAGCCUUCUGCAUGCAGGAGCACUUGUGCAUGAACCACCUAACGGAUCUAUAGGAUGCUUCUGCUCCCCUAUAUACCUGUCAGGUGGAGAGGGGGACACAAAACAUCAGGUGCUUCUGCCUUUUCAUUCCUAACCUCAAAACAGACAUUCUGAAUAAUUGCUCAUAGAAGCAAGAAGGCUGAAUUUAAUGGUGAUGGACAGGAAAAAAAGUUCUUGGUUGCUUCAGAGCCAACCUGAGGAGUUCUACUUUAGGAAAAAAGUAAGUGUUCCUGUUUGGAUCAAGAUUAUGCUGCUGCAUAACUAGCCAUCUUCAUUUAUAUAGAUUGACCUAUAUAAAUUAAAGAUUAAAUCUGUAUUAUAUAGCUUAACCAUUUUGUGAUACAAAUAUGUCAUCUUUGCUGGACACAUUGUGGGUUCAGACAGUUCCAAAGCACCCUGUAGUUUUGCUGAUUUCCCAGAUGUCUAGUUUGGUGUUACGAGUAUUCGAAACCUUGAGGAAAGGUGAUAGUGGAUUCUGGGAAGAUUCCCUGCAACAUAUUAGUAACACAAAGGACUAAUGCAGAAGUGCAGUCUUGCUAUUCUUCUAUAUAGUACCAGAAUUUACACAUGUGGACUUUGGUUUAUCAUAAACAUUUUAAAGCUUCAUGGGUUGUAUCUAAUGGUGUCUUUCUGCAUCUGAAGCCAUCUAAUGACAGAAUGACCGUAACCCUAACCCCCAAAGGCUUUUGGGUCCAUCCCUCCCCAAAUUGGCUCUGAAACGUUUGGGGCUGCAAGGGGGAAGAGAAGGCCAGUUGUGAGUGAUAAGUCCUGUAGGAUAUAACUUCAAAUCGGUAUCUGAUGUCAUUUUGUUACAAAUACCAUCCUGACAGUUCCUUGUAAAUCUUUGUUAGCUGGGAGGACCCUUUGGCAAGCUUGUUGUUCCUGGAUUCCAACUACUGAUAAGUGUGGUCUGCAGCCAUGAACUGGAGAUGUAGUCCUUGCAUUUCUAAUGCAACAGUAAAGUGUUCACAUUUUCUUGAAAUAUUAGGCAAAGGAUUUUUAUGUCUGAGAAGACUGUAGUAUGUGUUCAAAAAUUAUUUCUAUUGCUACAGAAUUUUUACACUCCGUACCAAUUCAAAAAUAUAUUUAUUAUGUAUAUCUGUUAAUUUGUUUUUAUGACUUUACAUUUUGUGUAAAUGUUCCAUAUGGAACAAUGCUUGAUUUUUUAAAAAUGAUUUAUAUUAAAAUAUUUCUUGG